Molecule: messenger RNA, 1956 nt
Organism: Alternaria incomplexa
Lineage: Eukaryota; Fungi; Ascomycota; Dothideomycetes; Pleosporales; Pleosporaceae
Exons: 2
Coding region: 1-1956 (651 amino acids)
Molecular function (GO): ATP hydrolysis activity; ATP binding
Source: RefSeq, a predicted model, not a curated record
AUGCCCAGCGAGACUCCCACCAACGGUGUCAAGGACACGAAUGGCACUACGGAAUUCGCGCCAGAAGGUUCUCUUGCAUCUUUCAAGAACUUCUAUCAAGGCCCGCGGGACAAGAAUAAGCAGUGGAGCUGGACUGAGCAGGAACCCGAGGAUGUCGCAGACCCUGCUGAGAAUGAAGAGACGGCCCAACACGCUCUCAUCACUCGUCUGCUCAAGUCAGACGACUCCCGCAGGAAAUACAAGAUCCACUCAAUCAUUAUCCAGUCUCCUUGCCUCAAGACUGCUCUUGCUGAAGUUCUGAAGGAUUACCCAGCCAUCCAUUGCGAAUUGAAACGCCUGGAGUUCGAGGCGCCAUUCACUCCUUUUGUUCAUCGAUGGGCUCAGCUACUUGAGUACAAAAGCAGAAAAGAUCUCGAUGCCACAACUGCUGAACACGUUGAGCUACUCUACGAAGUUCUUUCCUCUGAGCUCAAGGACGUCAUCAAGACAUUCGAGGACUACAUCAGCCAUGGCAUAGUAACAUUCGAUCAUAUCUGGAUCAUGUAUCAGCCCGGCGCCCUCAUCUACUCCAACUCUCACAACGGAGCGUAUGGGGUCUACAAAUUGAAGUCAGGCUCCUACGUCAACACCCAGUGCGGUAGGAUGUACCAGAUCAACAUUGAGGCCAUCGACUGGAACGGCAGCACUUUCGGUCGCACUGCCCAGACUAUUCGAAUUCGAGAGUUUCAUGGCACUGCUCCCAUACUGGGCUUGACAGCCUUCCCAUUGUCAUUCCAUCCUCAUGAAGCCAAAGUCAGAGAAGCGCUGAUCAGCCGUGGUAAAAAGUUUGAAGCACUUGCUGGCAGCCACUACAUGGCAUACGAUGGCUUCGCAAUUGGAUGGGACAGGGAGGGCAAUGAGGCGCCGUACAUGUGCACCGGCCGUAUCAUCAUCGACUCGGACAGCUUCCAGCGCUUCUCUCCCCGUUCCAUCAACCGAGUCGACCCUCUCAGCGCAAAAGAAUGCGCCUCUGGUCCUGAAGCCGUCGCUGAGAAGCUCGAAAUCCAAGACCCGACCGAGAUGAAGUACGUGUUUGGUAAGCAAGACAAGGAAGAACGUCUACGCCUCACCGAGGACCACCAACUUCUAUGCUUGCCCAGAGUCCGGGGCUACUCGCUCAAGAAGAAGCAGUGGCUGUUUUUCUACCUUGAUCUCAUCGAAGACAUCAAGUUCAAUGACAAUGCCUUCGCUUCGCUCGUUCUCCCUCAAGACCAGAAGGAGCUCAUUCUUGCGUUUGCCGAAUCGCAAGCCAUGAGCCAGUGCAAGUUCGACGACAUCAUCAGCGGAAAAGGCCGUGGCCACAUCACUCUGCUCAGCGGCCCUCCCGGAGUUGGCAAGACCCUUACAGCAGAGUCUGUAGCCGAGCACAUGCGCGCUCCCUUGUUCAUGAUAUCAGCAGGCGACUUGGGCAUCGACCCCGACCAAGUCGAGAGCAAGCUCACCAAUAUCCUCGAGAUGAUCUCCAAAUGGAACGCCGUACUUCUACUCGACGAAUGCGACGUCUUCCUUGAAGCGCGCAGCACGCACGACCUAGAGCGGAACAAGCUCGUGUCCAUCUUCCUGCGUGUGUUGGAGUACUACGAAGGCAUGUUGUUCUUGACAACCAACCGCGUUGACAACAUCGACGCUGCUUUCCAGUCCCGUAUUCACAUCAGUAUGGCAUACCCUGAUCUCAAUUCUUCCUCUCGCAAGAGCAUUUGGCAGAACUUCUUGAAGAGCUUGGGUGGCUUGGAGGGAUGGAAGGAUCAGGAUCUUGAGGAACUGGCAAGUGUGGAGCUCAAUGGUCGUCAGAUCAAGAACGUACUCAAGAGCGCAUCGCUGCUUGCUGCACGAAAGAAAGAAGGUCUAAACAGGAAGUACGUUGAUAUGGUGCUGGGGAUUGAGAAGAGAAGGCCUGGUGUGGCUGUGGGUUUCUAG